This is a messenger RNA of Hibiscus syriacus, 616 nucleotides long. RefSeq lists its product as uncharacterized. NCBI's taxonomy places the organism in Eukaryota, Viridiplantae, Streptophyta, Magnoliopsida, Malvales, Malvaceae. The transcript is spliced from 7 exons. The record is from RefSeq and is a predicted model, not a curated record. The coding region runs from base 32 to 586 and encodes 184 amino acids.
UUUGAGGGUAGCUAAAAGUGGCACAUCAGCUAUGGAACUUGACCAUGAUUCAUCAUCAGAAGAUGAAUCGGCCCAAGUUUCAUCGAAAAAAUCCGGCACUCAACCUAUGCCGAUCCCGAGAUCCGCUGCAAGUUAUGGUACAUUCCUGGCUGCCUCAAUCAGCUUACCCUUAGGAAGUAAGGCAUGGAUGGAAGCAGGAACUGGCUUUAUCUGUCGACGACUAUUACAAGAACACGGCAUGGAGCAUAGUGCCCUGGGGCAGUGGCUGGGAUGGCUAAUGGCUGCCGUAUACAUGGGCGGUCGAAUCCCUCAGAUAUGGCUAAAUAUCAAAAGAGGCAGUGUGGAGGGUUUGAAUCCUCUCAUGUUCAUCUUUGCACUGAUAGCCAAUGCUGCCUAUGUGGCAAGCAUUCUAGUGAGAAGCAGCGAAUGGGAAAACAUCAAGCCUAACAUGCCAUGGUUGCUGGAUGCUGCAGUUUGUGUGGCACUCGACUUAUUUAUCAUAUCACAGUAUAUAUAUUAUAAAUAUUUCAGAGAGACAGUUAACAUUGAUGGAGAUUACAUGGAAGAAAGCAAAGAAGCAGAGUAGAAGGGUGAAAGUUUAGACGAUAACUUCCUG